AAAGCAGGCGGGAGCUGUUGGGAGAAAGUUUUGCAGAGCAGCAGGAUCCCUAUGUGCUUCUUCAUAGGCAACCGAAAACCAAGCUUUUGAAUUGACUUUCUUUACCUGGUAACAGCAAUUCCAAAUGUUAAAAGAGAUGGGAAGAACCAGCCAAGCUGUGCUAAUCAUUUUGUGUGUGUUAAUGACUGUUAAGGCUUUUGAAAUGGAGAUUGUGCCUGCUCACAGAAUUGUUGCACAGAUUGGAGAAACUCUCACACUCACCUGCAGUACUACUGGCUGUGCAUCACCACGUUUUUCCUGGAGAACCCAGAUGGACAACCCCCUUGGAGGAACAGUCACCAACCAUAAGACAUACUCUACCUUGACUAUGAAUCCAGUUAGCGUUGUGAAUUCUCAUGAUUAUCUGUGCACUGUCUUCUGUGGCGAGAAAGACAAAAAAGAGAAGAGUAUCAAAGUGGAAAUUUACUCUUUCCCCAGUGAUCCUGUCAUUGAGAUCAGCCCAUCCUUAGUUGCUGGAGAACUAGCCACUAUCACCUGUAAAAUUCCUGAUGUGUAUCCUUCUGAUCACCUGGAAGUACUUCUAAAAAAAGAAGAACACCUUCUUGUUGAGAAAACAUUUCAUGACGAGAUCAGCACAAAUACAGAGACCAAAACUGUGCUGUAUUCUUUUACUCUCAAAGCUGAAGAUAUUGGGAAAGAGAUUACCUGUGUGGCCAAGCUACCAAUUGCUGAUAUGGACUUUGAACCCAAAGAAAGAGUAACUUCUCAGAAAUUGAAUGCAGACUUUGGUCCACAAAAUACUGUCGUUACUGCAUCUCCAAGCAACUCACCGAUGGAAGGAGACUCUCUACAACUCACGUGUGUGACUGAAAGUAAUCCUCCAGCACAAACAGUUUGGAGAAAACAUCUGGCUGAUGGAAGUACUCAGCACCUGAUAGAAAACCAUACCCUUUUUAUUCCUCAAGUCCAUUUCACCGAUUCAGGACUGUACAUCUGUGAAGUUAACAAUCUGGUAACUAAUAAAACAGAGAAAGCAGCUGUGGACAUUGUUAUACAAGGUGCUCCAAGCAUUGCAGAACUCUCUGUUGAGCCUUCUACAACGGUUCGAGAAGGAGCAAAUGUUUCCAUACAAUGUUCUGCUCAGGGCAACCCUCCUCCCGAGAUUAUUUUAAGGAGAAAACCUGACAGUGGAGACAUGAGGCCUUACUAUGAGGGGAGAAUUCUCCUUCCAUCUGUGACAUUCCUAAAUGGAGGCGACUAUGAAUGUGUAGCAAAAAACAAGUUUGGGGAAAGUAAAUGCGAAGUAAGACUUAACGUGAUGUGCUCUGAGCAAGUAGAGAAGCCAAUCUGCUUUCUUGACAUGCUAGAAUUCUUCCUUUCAGACGGACCAAGGAAUACAAUGAUCUCUGUUGUCCCUGCUAAUGUUGUCAAAGAAGGAGAAACUGUGACAAUGCAGUGUACUAGUUCUGGCAAUCCAGCUCCUUUGAUUUCUUGGAAGAAAAAGGCAUCCAGUGGGGAGGCUGAGAAAAUUUUUGAAGAAGCAACAUUAACUAUACAGAACAUUAACAUUCAAGAUCUGGGACUUUAUGAAUGUGAAGCUUAUAAUCAAUUUGGCAAAGAAGACAAAGCAGUGAAAUUACUUGUUCAAGGAAAAUUGGAAAGCACAGACCAAAUGAUACCGCUGAUUAUUGCAUUCUCCAGUGCAGCAGCAACAGCAGUGCCUGUAGUUGCAAUUUUGAUCUACCUGUCAAGAAAAGCAAAGAUAAAUGGGUCCUACAGUCUUGUAAAAGCAUUCAGGCUGAAAGUGUGAUUGUAUGAAUAGAAGCCUAAGUUCAUAAUAAGCAAUGUUAUUUAUUAUUGUGACUGGUUCUCUCUAUGACGUAUAGUAACAAACAAUUGACUUAAGAACACUGCCACGUGAUAGCAAAUAGAUUCCUUUUCAUGUGUCAAUAAGCAUUUCAGUAUUUAAAUUCAAGGGAAGGCUAGCAUCCUCUCCUAGAAAAUGGUAAACACUUCUGUGUUGAAGCAUACUGAACAAAGAGUUCCUGGAGAACUAGGUUUGUACAUAGUGUAUAAAUUGUGUUAUAAAUACAUUCAACUGAAUAUCAGUUUGUAAAAUUGCAUCCUUAACUGCAACUGUACAGAGAAACGUUGUUAAUUCAGAGAUAUAAAUCAUGGUGACAAUA
Molecule: messenger RNA, 2186 nt
Organism: Pogoniulus pusillus (Red-fronted tinkerbird)
Lineage: Eukaryota; Metazoa; Chordata; Aves; Piciformes; Lybiidae
Gene: VCAM1
Product: vascular cell adhesion molecule 1
Exons: 8
Coding region: 125-1810 (561 amino acids)
Biological process (GO): cell-cell adhesion
Cellular component (GO): plasma membrane
Molecular function (GO): integrin binding
Source: RefSeq, a predicted model, not a curated record